This is a messenger RNA of Acanthisitta chloris (rifleman), 1636 nucleotides long. RefSeq names its product fem-1 homolog b (C. elegans) (gene FEM1B). The transcript has a single exon. The annotation marks the transcript as partial. Gene Ontology annotation, molecular function: protein binding. NCBI's taxonomy places the organism in Eukaryota, Metazoa, Chordata, Aves, Passeriformes, Acanthisittidae. The record is from RefSeq and is a predicted model, not a curated record.
CUUUGUCAUCGAUGGAGCCACAGCUCUGUGGUGUGCGGCCGGAGCAGGUCACUUCGAGGUGGUCAAGCUGCUGGUGAGCCACGGAGCCAACGUCAACCACACUACAGUGACCAACUCCACCCCUCUGAGGGCAGCCUGCUUCGAUGGCAGGCUGGACAUUGUCAAAUACCUGGUAGAGAACAAUGCCAACAUCAGCAUAGCCAACAAGUACGACAACACCUGCCUCAUGAUCGCUGCGUACAAGGGCCACACGGACGUGGUGAGGUAUCUCCUGGAGCAGCAUGCUGACCCCAAUGCCAAGGCCCACUGUGGAGCCACAGCCUUGCACUUUGCAGCUGAGGCUGGGCACUUGGAGAUCGUGAGGGAGCUGGUCAAGUGGAAGGCAGCCAUGAUGGUCAACGGCCACGGGAUGACUCCAUUGAAGGUCGCUGCCGAGAGCUGCAAAGCUGACGUGGUGGAGCUGCUCCUUGCUCAUGUGGAUUGUGAUAGGAGGAGCAGGAUUGAAGCUCUGGAGCUUUUGGGUGCCUCAUUUGCUAACGAUAGAGAGAACUAUGAUAUACUGAAGACUUACCACUAUUUAUACCUAGCAAUGCUGGAGAGGUACCGAGAUAGUGAGAACAUCAUCGAGAAGGAGGUUCUUCCACAGAUUGAAGCUUAUGGGAGCAGGACUGAAUGCAGGACCCCUCAGGAACUAGAGUCUAUUAGGCAGGACAGAGAUGCCCUUCACAUGGAAGGGCUGAUUGUGAGGGAGAGGAUUCUGGGCUCAGACAAUAUCGAUGUGUCCCACCCCAUUAUUUACCGGGGGGCAGUGUAUGCUGAUAACAUGGAGUUUGAGCAGUGCAUCAAGCUGUGGCUCCAUGCCUUGCACCUAAGGCAGAAAGGCAACAGGAACACCCAUAAAGACCUCCUGAGGUUUGCUCAGGUCUUCUCCCAGAUGAUACACUUAAAUGAGCCUGUCAAGGCCAAGGACAUCGAGAGUGUCCUGCGGUGCAGCGUCUUGGAGAUUGAACAAGGCAUGUCCCGCAUCAAAACCACCCAAGACUCUGACAUCCACACAGCCAUGGACAACUAUGAGUGCAACAUCUUCACCUUUCUGUACUUGGUCUGCAUCUCCACCAAGACCCAGUGCAGUGAGGAGGAUCAGUCACGUAUCAACAAGCAGAUCUACAACCUGAUCCACCUGGACCCCAGGACCAGGGAUGGCUCCAGUUUGCUGCAUCAUGCUGUCAAUUCCAGCACUCCAGUUGACGACUUCCACACCAAUGAUGUCUGCAGCUUUCCCAACUCCCUGGUCACCAAGCUGCUGCUGGAUUGUGGUGCUGAUGUGAAUGCUGUGGACAAUGAGGGGAACAGCCCCCUCCACAUCAUUGUCCAGUACCACCGACCCAUCAGCGACUUCUUGACAUUGCAUUCCAUCAUCAUUAGCUUGGUGGAGGCUGGUGCUCACACAGACAUGACCAACAAGCAGAAGAAGACCCCUCUGGAUAAAAGCACCACUGGGGUGUCUGAAAUCCUCCUUAAAACUCAAAUGAAGCUGAGUCUCAAGUGCCUGGCUGCUCGUGCCGUGAGGAUCUACAACAUCACCUACCAAAACCAGAUCCCCAGAACUCUGGAGGAGUUUGUCCAGUUUCACUAG